Dermacentor silvarum is the source of this 1335-nucleotide messenger RNA. RefSeq lists its product as uncharacterized. Gene Ontology annotation, biological process: sensory perception of taste. Lineage: Eukaryota; Metazoa; Arthropoda; Arachnida; Ixodida; Ixodidae. The coding region runs from base 362 to 1117 and encodes 251 amino acids. Gene Ontology annotation, cellular component: membrane. The record is from RefSeq and is a predicted model, not a curated record. The transcript is spliced from 4 exons.
CUAUCAGGUCAAAGGUUGGUUUCUACGAUGGUGCACCCAAGAGUCCUGGGGACGCGGUCAACGCCAGCGACGGGUUGCUUCAUGGUUCAGCAGUUUUCACCAUGCGCCAAAGUCGGCACCUUGUUCGGCUGCUUUUUUAUACGCAAUCUUGGUGACACGUCAUUGGACAAAGCCGAGAGCAACAUGGCGGAGCUUUUACACGCUCUACGCUGUAGCCUGGCUCGCGCUUCUUUUAAGCGUUGAGGCUUCCGUCGUUUAUAGUAAGAUAACUCACGCAGACGUUGGCAUUUUUUUUACUGACAUUCUCGCUACGACCGUACACAUAAGUUCUUUCCUCACGAGCAUCAUUAACAUCUCGUGCAUGGCGCUUGGUUCAAGGAAGCUGUUAGAUUUGUUCCGCGAAGCAGCGUCGUUCGAGUCGUCGAGCGGUAUUGCUCGUCUAGUUCGGCAACGGGCGGACAGAGGUAGGUGUUUUCGAGCAUUCCGAAGGGUGGGUGUCGCGGCGUCAGCCACGGCGACAUUGAGCUGUUGCGUUGCCAUAAUCAUAGAAAACCACUUGAACGACAAGGAAACGGCUUGGAGCUAUGGUCUCCCUGUUCUGCUUGUUCGUCUGCUAUCACAGGUCGGGUUCGCUUUUUGGGAGUGUACCAUGUACAUCGUUGUGAGCAGCGUCUCCGAAGUUUUGGUUUCCUAUUUGAGGUCUCAGAAAUACUCUCUUCGUGAAUGUCAGCGCUCCGUUCAGGAGCAGCGGUCGGACGAUCUGACCGCUGCUUUAGCAGUUGAGGCCAUACGUAAAAACAUGUCCGCGAUAAGAAAGAUGAAAACAUGUAUUAACGUUAUUUGGGAGCCAGCCAUCCUGGCAUCCUCACUGUGUUUCCUAUGGGUUCAUUGCAUCGCGUGGUACUGUCUGUUCACGGAAGAGGCGUACCACUUGAGAAUAUGGCUCGGAUUGGCGUACAGCUGCUACAGCUCUCUCAGGUUUCUGGACCUGGCUGUCGUCAGUCACGACUUGUGCAACGAGGCUCGAAGCAUUCAACAAGUGUCUAAAGAUGCAAACCUGGUGCACGUGUCCGACACGUACAUGCGACAGAUCCAUUUCCUGCAUGACAGCGCCUGACCCUGAAGGCAUGCGUCUGACCGGGGGACAGUUCUUCUACAUCGACAGGACACUUCUUGUUUCGAUGGCUGGAUCAGUGAUUACGUUCACUGUGAUCCUAGUGCAGACCAAUCACGGCUUCUCUUCGCACGCGAGUGCCUGCUUAGGAAACACGACGACGUGACGACCCAUCCAUUGCUCAUUCCCUGGCAUCAAAUCGACACCAAUCUGGUUUUUAC